AUGGCCUCUGGAAUAGUUAACAUCCGUCGCGAUGUCGAUGAUAAAUUCUAUCGUUAUAGGAUGCCACUCCUCCUCACCAAAAUCGAAGGAAAAGGAAACGGCAUCAAGACUGUCAUUCCGAACAUGGCUGAUGUGGCGAGGGCUUUGAGUCGCCCUCCCACUUACCCUACGAAGUUUUUUGGCUGCGAGCUUGGUGCGCAGACCUCAUUCGACGAAAAGAAUGAACGUUUCAUCGUCAAUGGUGCUCACGAAGCAAAUCGUCUUCGCGAACUACUUGACGGCUUCAUCGACAAAUUCGUCCUUUGCAGGUCGUGCAAAAACCCAGAAACGGAGUUGGUCAUUCUGAAGCAGGGCCGCAAUGAAACGAUCAUUCGCGACUGCAAAGCCUGCGGGGAAAGGACUGACAUUGACAUGCGACACAAGUUGACUACUUUCAUUCUGAAAAACCCACCUGCGAAGGCGAAGAAGGGUAGUAGAAAGAAGGAUGUUGCAAAUGCUUCCGCUGGCGUUGGUGGUGGUGAUCGUACUCCAGAGGAGGAUGAAUCUGCAGAGGGUGGUGCAGCAAGUGAUGAUGAGCUCACCAGGAAGAUCAAGGCUGAGGCAAAGGAUCUUAGUCCUGAGACCGCCUUGGGUAAAGAAGAUUGGUCUGCUGAUACUUCUCCUGAAGCGGUCAAACAGCGCAUCAAGGCACUAGAGGGAGGAAUGAGUGGUGUCAAUCUCAACGGCGACGACGAAGGCAGCGACGAUGAUGUCAAUAGCCCUUACGGUCAACUGGGCAAGUGGGUCCAAGAGAAACGCGAUGAAGGCGAGGAAACCAAAGCUUUCCUUGUCUCUGUGUACAAGAAAGCUGAAGAACUCGGCAUUGAAAAGAAGCACAAGACUAUCUUGGUCUUGGUUCAAGCGCUCUUCACCGAGAACGUCGUCGCAGAGAUCCCAAAGUACACCCCGCUUUUUGUUAAGAUUGUUACUUCCGAGAAACACCAGAAAUCUCUUCUUGGCGGAAUUGAGCGUCUUGUUGGCAUCGCCCAUCCCGACCUCAUUUCCACGAUUCCCAAAAUCCUCAUGGCUUUCUACCAGAGCGAUGUUCUUGAGGAAGAAGUCGUCACUCAGUGGGGAACUCACGUUAGUAAGAAAUACGUUGACAAAGAGACGAGCAAGAGGGUUAGAAAAGCCAGUGAGCCAUUUCUGAAGUGGCUCGAGGAGGCUGAGGACGAUGAGGAGGAGUAG
This is a messenger RNA of Marasmius oreades (fairy-ring Marasmius), 1227 nucleotides long. RefSeq lists its product as uncharacterized. Bases 1 to 1227 code for a protein of 408 amino acids. Lineage: Eukaryota; Fungi; Basidiomycota; Agaricomycetes; Agaricales; Marasmiaceae. Gene Ontology annotation, cellular component: cytosol. The record is from RefSeq and is a predicted model, not a curated record. Gene Ontology annotation, molecular function: translation initiation factor activity; GDP-dissociation inhibitor activity; eukaryotic initiation factor eIF2 binding. Gene Ontology annotation, biological process: formation of translation preinitiation complex; translational initiation; formation of cytoplasmic translation initiation complex. The transcript is spliced from 4 exons.